AUAUGGUUAAAAAGGACAGCUCAGUUUUGCCCACAACUCAGGAGAGAAUUCCCUUGAUACUUGUAAGCGUUUAGCAUUCCCUCCGCUAAUUACCCAGCGCUAGCUGACAAAAUAAUUACAAGAUAAACUUGUGAGUGAGUGAGCCACAGCAGCGGGGCGGGGAGUCCAUCAGCAACCUGAGCCAAACAGAGCUGUGAUCCAGGGUAACAGACGAGCUGUUCCGCUACAGAAAACCAUACACAUUUCCCCGACAGAUUUUAUGGAGGCUAUUUUGAACUGCAAACCAGAGGAAUUGGAGGAUUAUUACGGGUUAUUGGGCUGCGAUGAAUUGUCGUCGACUGAACAGAUUAUCAAUGAAUACAAGAUCCGAGCCUUGGCGUGUCACCCAGACAAACACCAAGGCAACCCAAGAGCAGUGGCAGAUUUUCAAAAACUGCAAGAAGCCAAAGAGGUUUUAUGCAAUGAAAACAAAAGGAAAAACUAUGACCUGUGGAGAAGAAGUGGUGUCACUAUUUCAUUCCACGACUGGCAAGCCUUGAAUGACUCCGUAAAAACUUCAAUGCACUGGGCUGUGAGAGAUAAGAAGGAGCCGAUGCUGGAGGCGUCAAAAGCAGAAAUCCCGAACACUUCCCAAGCAGAGGACUUUCACUGUGAGCAGGAGGCAUAUGAUGCCAUGCCAUCCUCAAGUGAUCACUGCCAUCGGCGUUUCCGUUGGGCCGCUGACUCUCCAUCAAGCCUACUGCAGAAGUUCAGAAAUUAUGAAAUCUAAAUAUAUCACCGGUUAUAUUUUGUUUAAAUGUUGUGUUUUUGUCUCCUUGUUGUCACUUACUAACACGAGACCCUGGUAACUGUGAUGUCAGUGUGUGUGAAUAUAAUCUGGCUGUAACUGUGUCUGUUACACAUGUGAAAUAUUUUGUCUCAUGAAAAUCUGAUAGUUGAGUAUUAAAUUAGGUGAAUGAUAUAUGUUGUUAUUUGUCUUGCACAGUCCUUAACCAUGUUCACUAACACACUGGAGAUUGGAGAACCAUGCCUGCUACUGGAGUACCCGAAUGCUGUAAUGUGUAUUUUUGUGCAGUUUAGUUCACAAUGUUGGGAACAUAAAACCGAAACAUGACAAGUCCAUUAUUUCCUUAUGUGCAUCAUUUGAAGUCUUCAGCUGUAAUGAAGAACAUAAAAAUCAUUACUUCAGUCGGAAACAGAACAUCCAGUUAGCUACUUUUGUGCAUCUGCAUGGCAUCAUUACGGCUGCAGUGAUUUACAGUUUAAAUAUAGAACCACUGACUUCCGUCUUUGCAUAGCUGGCAUGAAGUGUUGUCAGAAGUAAUUCAAAUCAUCCAGCAAAAUCAGAUUUACUUGGAGGUUUGUGGAAACAAAUGUUGCAACCAACUGGCAGAUGACAUAUCCUUAUAUCAAGUCAAACCUUUGUUAUAAUUGUAAAGUUUAGUUAGUGACCAGAUCAUAUGAAACAGAGACUGGAUUCCAAAUGUUACAUGUAAUCAGGUUUAACGGUCCAGAAAUUAGUAACAAAACUGGAAUUGUUGCUGUUAUUUACUAUUUCUCAUAUAACACCAUAAGGAUUGUUUUGAGUAUAUACUGUCUUCAUGUCAGCUGUACUGCAAGUGGUCUUAGAUGUAUGAAGGCUGGCUUCACACUAUAUGUCUUAUCUUUAGUCAUCCACGUUGUAAAUCAUGCAAUAAGGACUGAACGAGAUGCAGUAAGUUAAAUAAAGACUGAGAGACUAGGGAGUAAAUACAGGAACAGAACAAUGAUGAAGUUAUAUUGAUUUAAAAAAGUAGAUUAGAUCUGAAUAUUGAUCAACUGAUAAUUCUGAAGGUAGAAUGAACUGAAAUUAAUAUGUCGUCUGUAAAUUUAAAUAAAUGUGUGCGAUAUGAUUAAAAUGACAAUAUUUGUAGCAGUCUACAUAUAGUUUUAAAAUGUCAUCACCAUCUAUAUGAUUCUGCACUGUCCUUCAGUGGUAGAUGUUAAAUGCCAUAACCCUAACCCUAACCCAAAGAAGAGAGGCCUGCUUACUUAACAAAUGUAUCCAACAAUAAACAUCUUCACAGAUA
Seriola aureovittata is the source of this 2069-nucleotide messenger RNA. RefSeq names its product DnaJ (Hsp40) homolog, subfamily C, member 12 (gene dnajc12). The transcript is spliced from 5 exons. The record is from RefSeq and is a predicted model, not a curated record. The coding region runs from base 260 to 769 and encodes 169 amino acids. NCBI's taxonomy places the organism in Eukaryota, Metazoa, Chordata, Actinopteri, Carangiformes, Carangidae. Gene Ontology annotation, cellular component: cytoplasm.